CCUCAGCGCCCGUAGUUGCGAAUUUUGCUAGUGCCAGGAAUAAUACGCAGGCGCCGUUCAUUUGCAUGGUGUGUGUCCUUGUUUUAGCUGCAGCGAUCGGAGCUGUGGCGGUGGUCCUACUCUUUCGACUAUGGGUAGUGCUUCAGCUGCAGGACGUGACGCCCCGGGCGUCUCUCAAUCUCCUGGUGGUGGCUGGGUCCGGUGGGCAUACCACAGAGAUCCUGAGGCUGGUUGGGAGCUUGUCCAGUGCUUACUCCCCUAGACAUUAUGUCAUUGCUGACACUGAUGAAAUGAGUGCCAAUAAAAUUAAUUCUUUUGAACUAGAUCAAGCUAAUCGAGAUUAUAAUACCAUGUGUACCCAAUACUACAUUCACCGAAUUCCAAGAAGUCGUGAGGUUCAGCAAUCCUGGCUUUCCACAGUGUUCACCACCUUGCACUCCAUGUGGCUCUCCUUUCCCCUGGUUCACCGAGUAAAGCCAGACUUGGUGUUGUGUAAUGGACCAGGAACAUGUAUUCCUAUCUGCAUAUCUGCCCUUCUCCUUGGAAUACUAGGAGUGAAGAAAGUGAUCAUCGUCUACGUCGAAAGUAUCUGCCGAGUAGAAACUUUAUCCAUGUCUGGGAAGAUUCUGUUUCAUCUCUCAGAUCACUUCAUUGUUCAGUGGCCGACUCUUAAGGAGAAGUAUCCCAAGUCUGUGUACCUGGGGCGAAUUGUUUGACAAAUGAAACAACAGACUUUAUUUCCUGUAUGGAAGCAGUGAUGUCCCCAGUGAGUUCUUUCAGCAUAAAGGAAACAGUUAUAUUAAAUUGGCUUCAUGACAGUUUGCACUCCACAGGCUUCCAGAACCUUGAGCAUAAACGAGUAUCUCUUUUCAUUCUUCAGUCUUAUUUUAUGAGUAGUUGGCCUCAAUCCACAAUAUCUUCUUAAAUCUUUUUUAAUUGUUAAAAUAUAUUAAAAGGUAACCAUUGUUGUACUAAUAAAAACAUGAUUCUACUUAUCAGAAAUCUAAACUCAAAACAUUGUUUAAAAUGUUUUAGUAAAUUCACAAUGUCAUGACUGUGGCUGUCUCUGGCAUUAUGACUGUACUUAGACCUGCUACAGUCUGUAUUUACUAUACAUUAAUAUUGUGUGUGCUGUAUGCCAGAUAUUCUUCUAAGCACUUUUCAAAUGUUGUCUUACUUAAAGCUAAUAAGAACUUGAUGAGGUAGGGAAUAUUAUUAUCCCCAUUUUACAGAUGACUUCUCCAGGGUCACAUUCCUAGUAAGUUGCAAAAUCAGGAUUUAAGCCCAGGUAGAGAGUGGUUUGAGAGUGGGGCCAGUUUCAUGGGUAUGUGGUCUGUGAGGUCACAUAGGGUCCCACACUUGGUUUAAUACUCUGUUGUCCACUCUCUUAGAUUUCUUAGAAAUUUGUUUUCAGUUAAUUAGUUUAUUGUUGUUUUGCAGUGUUGCAGUGGAACCCAGGGACCUUCUGCAUGCUAGGCAAGCAAGCACUGUAUCGUACUACGGGACCACAUCCCUGGCCCUCUUAGUAAUUUUUAAACAGGGGACUCAUGGAUUAUGUAGCUGGUCCUACCUAGAUUUUGUGCUCCUAAUGGUGCCAUGUCUUCUACAAUAGAAACUCUUCAAUAACCAGAUUCUUGUCCCCUCCCUCUGAGCUCUGCUCCUUUAACAAAGCAGCAAAAAAUGAGAAUAUCUUCACUUACAAUAUUAUUUUUUUCCUCUUAAAUCUUUUUUUGUCUAAGUAUGAUAUAAACUUAAUAAAUAAAUGAUAAAUGAUUAAUUGUGCUUAAAAGAGGCAUGAUCACCCAAGGUGACAUAAACUUAAAAUGCUGAGGUUGAUCUAGACUUUCUUAUUCUAUUAGAAAAACUCUUCUGAGUCAAGUAAUGUAAACACAUCUGUCAUCAAGACCUUUUCCUAGCUUUUUAGUUGGAGAAACGUGGCAGAAGACAUCUCAGAAUGGUGAGUUGAGAGCACUGUGCCAUCUGGACUCAAUUGCCAAGGGGAAACCAAGUGGUGGGUCAUUGUACUUGAUUUUAAUCCUCAGAUCUUAGGUACUAGCUCUGUUUCCACUGACCCGCAGACCUGGAAUAGCAUUCUAGAGAAAACCAGGAGCCAAGACAUAAUAAGCCUCUACUUUUCUAGAGAGAAGGUAAUUUUUCAAUAAUAGCAGCAUGUGCAUUUGAUUCAUGCUUGAAUCUUUCUGUCUUCUGACUUUGUUCCCAAGUGGCCCUGUAUAGAUGGUUGAGAAGAAAAAGUAAACUGCUCAGUUCAGUUCAGUUAAUCUGCAGUGCUAUAGGACAGCUUCCCCAGCCCUACAGGUAAUCUGACCACAGAGGCUCUAUAAGCCACAGUUUACAGUGAUCAGACCAGAGAAUUGUACAAAAGAUUUUUUCCAGAAACAUACGCCCCAGAUGUUUUACAGACCCUUAACUCAGACAGUGGCUAGCCUGGAAUGUCAGAGAAAGAAUCUGUGUGUUAUAUCACUCAAAGUUUAGAAAUAUUUUUCCCAGUUCAGGCUGCUGCGCACACAUUCGGAGCCAACGGAGGCACAUGUUACGUCUUCCUGCUCAGUUCCAGGUUAUUUGGUAAACAAGUGCAUGCUCUACUCUGUGUUGUUGUUAUGGCUAAUUCGAGUAUUCAAGGUCGCACCAGCAGAGGGGGCUAGAUUUAGAUUCCAGUAGGGGCACAGUUCCCUGCUCUGCACUUCUGUGUCAUUCUGAAAGACAGCACUCCCAUCUCAGCUCACACUGAAGAUCAGUAGUUAGAUUAGACUUUCCAAUUUCUCUUAAAACACUGUGGGACACAUCUUUUACUGUAAGAGACCAUUUAUAAAAAAUUAACUGAAUCAGCCUUCAAAUGAGAGGCAGGGAAACCACACAUCCUGCCCACACCUACUUCCCUGGAAGAUUUUUAUCUCAGUUCAGCUAUCCAAAAAGGUCUCAGCAGCUUGCCAGGUCAGAAGGUCUGACUAUUUCAAAUAGGAUGCCCUAAAGUCAUGACAGGAAGCUUUAGCUUGGAACGAAGAGUGCUGUGAAACCAUGUCAACAAGAGAAGUGUAGUACAUUUUCUAAUUGGAUAGCAAAAGGUCCUGUUAGAAGAGGGUGACCAGCUUCCCCUCAUAAAAGCAACUUGAAACACACUGUUUAUUUUACUUUCCAAAGUUAUAUGAUAGGUUAAAAUUGCCUCCUUACCGUGUUCCUUAGACCAAAUCAGUGCUUUCUUUUUUCAGAAAAGUCACUAUCCCCUGAAAGACAUUUGAAGGCAAUGUAUAUUUAUUAAGUAUCUCUUACCACUGAUAAGAACAUUGUCUAAGUGUUCAAGAAAACUGUCCCCCAUACAGGUCAGUGUUUGGGGUGUUGUAGAAUUUCUUCCCAUGAUUUCAGCCAUAACACAAUGAGCAGACACCCAAAUCCUGUCUGCCCUGAACUUUCUUCUGUUCAGGACAUCACUCUAGCACUCUAACAACAAAUAUCUGCAGUUGUGUCCUUGUCGCCAACUCAUUUUAAACAUGGAUUUGACAUAACUCCUCCUUUUCCCUCUCGAAUAAUUAACUGGUAUCAACUUGCUAACCUCUGUCAUAUCCCUCAGAUAACGAACUUUGGAAUCGUUUUAUUUUUUCAGUCUUUCCUUAGUCAUAUAUAAUAGGUUGCUUUUUUAAAUUUUUUAUUUAAAUAUCACCAGCAGUUUCCCCUGUCUUUUCUUCCUUUGGAAUUACCUUUACUUUUUCUCCCUUGUCUGAAUUGCCUUGUUGACUCUGCCAUUGACCUAGUUCAUGUCUACCCUUUCCUUUUCAGUCCCCUGAUCAUAGCUUAAGCCAGACCAACAUAAAUUCCCUGCUCGAUUAGCACAUUUUAUUAAGGAACUGAGAGAGGUUAAACAUUGUAUGAUAAUAUUAAACUCUGUAUAAAUAGUAAAUACCACAUGAAUAGCAAAAAUUAUGUUAUUAGAAAGUAGCAGAGCUAGGAUUUGAACCAAGACACUUUAGCUUCAGCCCAGACUCCUUUUAAUAGCUAUGUUAAGAUUUAAGCUGGGAGUGGUGGCACAUGCAUGUAAUCCCAGCAUCUCGGGAGGCUGAGCAGGAGGAUUUCGAGUUCAAAGCCAGCCUCAGCAAAAGCAAGGCACUAAGCAACUCA
This is a messenger RNA of Sciurus carolinensis (gray squirrel), 4131 nucleotides long. It is a transcript of the gene Alg14, whose product is annotated as ALG14 UDP-N-acetylglucosaminyltransferase subunit. Gene Ontology annotation, biological process: dolichol-linked oligosaccharide biosynthetic process. Lineage: Eukaryota; Metazoa; Chordata; Mammalia; Rodentia; Sciuridae. The transcript has 5 exons. Gene Ontology annotation, cellular component: UDP-N-acetylglucosamine transferase complex. Bases 66 to 716 code for a protein of 216 amino acids. The record is from RefSeq and is a predicted model, not a curated record.